Molecule: messenger RNA, 2548 nt
Organism: Euleptes europaea (tarantolino)
Lineage: Eukaryota; Metazoa; Chordata; Lepidosauria; Squamata; Sphaerodactylidae
Gene: ENPP3
Product: ectonucleotide pyrophosphatase/phosphodiesterase 3
Exons: 24
Coding region: 1-2526 (841 amino acids)
Biological process (GO): nucleoside triphosphate catabolic process
Molecular function (GO): nucleic acid binding; nucleoside triphosphate diphosphatase activity; metal ion binding
Source: RefSeq, a predicted model, not a curated record
AUGGUCAAAGAAGUACUGCGGCGUCUCAGAGAGAACCAACUCUAUGCUAAGUUCUCCAAGUUCACCUGCAGAUAUAAUUGUAAUGAAACAUUCAGUGAAAAGAUAACUGGCUGCAGGUGUGAUGAGAAAUGCACAGAACAUCAAGCCUGCUGCUUGGAUUAUGAAGCUACCUGUAUUGAGCCAACUCAGAGCUGGUCUUGCACUAAAUCACGCUGUGGUGAGACACGAAUGGCCAGAAGCUUCUGCUCUUGUUCUGAGGAUUGCUUGGAGAAGAAGGAUUGCUGCACAAACUACAAAAGUGCUUGCAAAGGAGAAACCCCCUGGGUGAAAGAUUCAUGUGCCUCAUUUAAAAGCCCUCAGUGCCCAACAGGUUUUGAUCUGCCACCACUUAUUCUUUUUUCAAUGGAUGGGUUCAGGGCAGAAUACUUGGAAACAUGGAGUGCUUUAAUUCCAAAUAUUGAAAAACUCAAACAAUGUGGGACACAUUCAAAGUACAUGAGAGCUGUUUAUCCAACCAAAACCUUCCCCAACCACUAUACAAUAGUUACUGGAUUGUACCCAGAAUCCCAUGGCAUCAUUGACAACAAUAUGUAUGAUGUUAAUUUAAAUCAGAACUUCUCACUUUCUGGGACAUCCAAGUCAAAUCCUGCCUGGUGGAGUGGACAGCCUAUUUGGCUUACAGCCAUGUACCAAGGUUUGAAAGCUGGCACCUUUUUUUGGCCUGGAUCUGAUGUAAAAAUCAAUGGAUCAUUCCCUAAUCGAUAUGUAUUGUACAAGAAAGCAAUUACGUAUGGGUCAAGAAUAACACAACUGCUGGAAUGGCUUGAUCUUCCCAAAGCUGACAGGCCAGAUUUCUAUACAUUGUAUAUUGAGGAACCUGACACAUCGGGACACUCAUUUGGACCAGUUAGUGCUGGAGUAAUUAAAGCCUUACAAUUAGCAGAUCAAGCUUUGGGGAUGUUAAUGGAAGGCCUAAAACAAAGAAAUCUGCACAACUGUGUCAAUCUAAUUGUUCUGGCUGAUCACGGAAUGGACAAGACUUUCUGCAACAAAAUGGAAUACAUGACAGACUAUUUUGAUAAAAUUGAUUUUUUUAUGUAUGAAGGGCCAGCACCACGUAUACGAUCAAAGAAUAUUCCAAAGGACUUCUACACAUUUGAUUCUGAAGGAAUUGUUAAAAACCUCACAUGUAAAAAAACAGAUCAGCACUUCAAGGCCUAUUUGACUCCAAACUUACCGAAAAGGUUUCAUUAUGUCAACAACAUCCGCAUUGAUAAAGUUCAUCUUAUGGUGGAUCGGCAGUGGUUGGCUGUGAGGACUAAAGAUUAUAGAUUUUGUGAUGGUGGUAACCAUGGCUAUGACAAUGAAUUCAAAAGUAUGGAGGCCAUCUUUGUUGCGCAUGGGCCAGGAUUUAAAGAAAAAACUGAGGUGCAGCCUUUUGAAAAUAUUGAGGUUUACAACUUAAUGUGUGAUCUUCUUAAAAUUAACCCAGCACCAAACAACGGAACACAUGGCAGCUUAAACCACCUUCUGAAGUCCCCUUUCUACCACCCCUCUCCAGCAACAGAGCAGUCAUCUCCUGACACCUGCUUCUUCAACUCCUUGUCACCUUCAAAUACCUCAGGAUGUGUCUGUGACUCAAUAACAGAUUUGGAAACAGUGAAUAAAAGAUUAAAUCUCAGCAAUGAAGCAAAACAACAGACCGAGGCUUAUAAUUUGCCUUAUGGUAGACCCUAUGUUCUACAAAAUCACAGUACCUAUUGCCUCCUUCACCAUAAUAAAUAUAUAAGUGGAUACAGCCGCAACAUCUGGAUGCCACUAUGGAGUUCAUAUACUGUCAACAGAUCACUGGAAGAUCCUCUUCCUUCCACAGCUACAGAUUGUCUGCGGCCAGAUGUUAGAAUCCCUGCUGCUCAGAGCCAAAACUGCUCAAACUACCAGCCAGACCGGAACAUCACCCACGGUUUCCUCUAUCCUUCUAACCUGAAUUCAACUGAUGUUGAACAAUAUGAUGCUUUACUUACAAGCAAUAUUGUCCCUAUGUAUGGAGAAUUCAAAAGAAUAUGGAAUUACUUCCAUGAAAGACUACUUCCAAAAUAUGCUAAAGAGAGGAAUGGACUGAAUGUGAUCAGUGGGCCUAUUUUUGAUUAUGAUUACAAUGGUCACUUUGAUUCUCUUGACAAAAUUAAACAGUAUGGAAACAACACACAGAUUCCCAUUCCGACCCAUUACUUUGUUGUGCUGACUAGCUGUAUGAAUCAAUCGAACACUCCACUGAACUGCUCUGGCUCACUGGAUGUCCUCUCUUUUGUUCUUCCUCAUCGUCCAGACAACAGUGAAAGCUGUGCUAUGAAUGGCCUUCCAGAGAUCCUAUGGGUUGAAAAAAGAAUGCAGGCUCACGUAGCACGUGUCCGUGAUGUGGAGCUUCUGACAGGUCUGGAUUUCUAUCCCGGGAGCAAACAGUCACUUCCGGAUAUUCUGCAACUAAAAACGUUUCUGCCAACAUUUGAAACUCUUAUUUACUGAGUAUAUAUCACUUGAAAAUAAA